AGAUAGCGUUCGAUUGCAGACGUAGCAAGACAGUCACCAUGAAGCUAGUGUUGGCAGCGGUUGUCGCCACGUGUUUACUGGGAAUAUGUCUCUCAGAGCCUGCGGCCAAGGCCGACCCUAAAGCCUUUCCCUACGCUUUACCAGAAGCACUUGCCAAAGCUUUCCCUCAGGGUGCCGUCAAUGACCUGUUGACUGGCCUUAGUACUCUCCUGCAGAACUUACUGGCAGCGUUGCUGGGUGGUGGCAUGGCUGCCAUGAUGGGUGGUGGUGGAGGUGAUGGAGGCGAUGGAGGCGAUGGAGGUGAUGGUAGCGGAGGCGGCAGCGAUUGCUGUGGGUGUGACACCUGCGGCUGCGGUUGCUGCGUCCAAACAUGCCUGCCCCAAAUUGCCAGCUUCGCUAGACCGUACAUAUACCGCGGUUAAGACAUAAACAUUUAAUUAAAUAUUUCAUAAGGUUAAAAUUAAAUGUACUCUCUAUUUCAAAAUUAAACGUCUAAUAAAAACAAUAUCGCCUUAACCUAUUCAUAUGUUAAUAUUAAAAUAUUAAAUUUUAUUAAAUAUAAAUAUGUACUACUUAGGUAUGAAAUAAACAGUCUUCUGAGAAGAAACGUUAUUACAAUUUUCAAGCAUAAAAGCCAAAUGUAAAUUAACUUUCUGUUUAAAUUUAAAACAUUUGGUUUAGCUUAUAUAUAAUUAUACGGUGUAAAUUAGUUAAUUUAAAUACUGGACGAUUAAAUGUUUCUUAUGUAACAUGGUAUUUAAAUAUUAUCUCAAUGACGUUAGUUUAUAAUUGAAAGCUUAAGUUAGAACGUGUGUACGAAUUGUAGUAGUAAUAGCAUUAUAAUGAAAUAAAUAUUCAAUGAUGUGUAGUGGAAAUGUAUCCAUUAAACAUUCAAUAGUAUAAUAAAUGUUUAAUCACUAAAAUCUAUGUUAUGUAAAAAUUACAUUAAAAAUUAAUGCAUGGUAUUGUAUUAACUAUUUUACAUAGUCAUAGUUCAUUAAAAGUAAUCUUUAAGAUUAAUUCAUUAAAUUUUGUUCCAGGAUUAUUGUACUCAAAUAAAUGUAUUAAAGUUU
Molecule: messenger RNA, 1073 nt
Organism: Homalodisca vitripennis (glassy-winged sharpshooter)
Lineage: Eukaryota; Metazoa; Arthropoda; Insecta; Hemiptera; Cicadellidae
Product: keratin-associated protein 5-1-like
Exons: 2
Coding region: 39-422 (127 amino acids)
Source: RefSeq, a predicted model, not a curated record